This is a messenger RNA of Klebsormidium nitens, 1924 nucleotides long. The record is from the annotation of a GenBank genome assembly. NCBI's taxonomy places the organism in Eukaryota, Viridiplantae, Streptophyta, Klebsormidiophyceae, Klebsormidiales, Klebsormidiaceae.
AUGGCAAAAGCCUGGCUCUGAUGAGCCAGCAAAAUCCAUUUUUGGAGAAGUGGACAAAUGCUUCUCAAGUCUUUCAAGUUCCAACGUCUCAUUGUCUGCGAUGGCUCAAGGGCCACAUUUGUACUACAAUUCUUCUUUAUUAGGAACCGCUCUUGCUGAGCUGUGUGGAAAAGCUCUUCUGAUCUUGGUUGGGUAGAGUUUCGAACUUGGAAGUAGACACUUUUACAAUGGCUAACCUGUCUGUCACUGUCAGUUACACCACCACUUUGCUCUUGAGCUUACUCUUUUGUUGCCUAGUAUUACAUGCAGAAGCGCGGAGCUUGCGCGUUGUACAUCUAGCUCACUAUUUUGAACCAGUUACAAUCAAAGACUCCGUUUCAUUAAGGAGCACAGAGUCUCAGCAAUCUGCGCAAGAAUUAGAAGCAGCUCCAUUACGCUUGAAGCAAGUUCUGCGUGGCGGCCAGCUGGGAAGACGCACGCUUUCUUUUGACAAAGGCAGAGCGCGUGAGUUGGAAACUGUUGACGCCGUGUUUACUCGGAUACAAGAAGAAUCUUCAAGACCGGAAGGUGGUGUCAAGGGCAAUGGAGAUAAAGGAAUAGCGCCGGAAAGGGAACGUGACAGAAGCCUUGUGAUUGAGAAUGAGGACGAAGGAAAGCUCGACAUGCCACCCUUCCCUCCUCCGCGAGUUUCUAUCUUUGGAAGAUCCUGGGGAAGGUGGUGCGGCUGAGGGGGGUAAUACCGGCGGUGGAAACGGCGGUUUGGAUGGGGGAAACGGCCUUGUAGGGGGGGGAUGCGGGGGUAGCCGUUUGGGACUGGGGGAUGGCCAAACAGGGGGGGAGGUUCUGGGGGACUUAGAGGGGGGUGGGAACGGCGAAACGGAGGGCUUUUGUGGGGGUGAAGGGGAAGAGCUUCGAACGGGGGACGGGUGGGGCGAACGCGAGGGGGAGGCGGAGGGAAAAGGGAGGGGGACGGGCUAUGAGAAGGGGACGGACUAUGAGAGGCCGCUGGGCUACGAGAGGGGGACAAGCUGUGGGAUGGCGAUGGACUAUGUGCAGGGGACGGGCUAUGGGAGGGCGCCACGCUAUGUGAAGGGGACGGGCUAUGUGAGGGGGACGGACUCUGAGAGGGGGCCAUGCUAUGCGAGGGUGAGGGGCUCCGAGAGGGGGGCGGGCUAUAAGAAGGCGCUGCGCUAUGAGAAGGGGACGGGCUAUGUGAGGGGGACGGACUCUGAGAGGGGGCCAUGCUAUGCGAGGGUGAGGGGCUCCGAGAGGGGGGCGGGCUAUAAGAAGGCGCUGCGCUCUGAGAAGGGGACGGAAUGUGAGAGGGGAACGGGCUAUAAGAGGGCGCCGCGCUAUGAGCGGGACUAUGAGACGGGGAUGGGCUAUGAGAAGGCGAAGGACUUUUUGGAAGGAACGGAGAGGCGGACGGGUAAGCACUUCGGGAGGGGGACGGCUGUGCUGACUUCGAAGGGGACGGUUGUGCUGACGUCGACGGUGAAGGGACGGCUGACGUCGAUGGAGACGGGUGUGCUGACGUCGAAGGAGACGGGACUGCUGACGUAGAAGGUGACGGACUUGCUGACGCGGAUGCUGGUGGACUUCUAGACGGCAAAGGGGAUCGCGAAGGCGACGGGCUUUGAGAUGGCCGUAGAGAUGCUGACGGAGAAGCUGACGUAGACGGUGACGGGCGUGCCGACGUAGAAGGUGACGGACUGGGGCUUCGAGAGGACGACGGAGAAAGCGACCGGCUUGGGGGGGGGCUGUGAGAAGGGGACGGUGACGCCUUUGCUGACGCACUUGGUGACGUACUUGCCGACGGUUUUGGUGAGGCGCUUCUCGAGGGACUCGGCAGAGGACUCGGAGAUUGAGACGGCGAGGGGCUUUUCGCUGGCGGGGGGGUUUGCGAGGGGCUUCCGGAGGGGGA